Messenger RNA from Suillus discolor, 3580 nucleotides. RefSeq lists its product as uncharacterized. NCBI's taxonomy places the organism in Eukaryota, Fungi, Basidiomycota, Agaricomycetes, Boletales, Suillaceae. The coding region runs from base 101 to 3493 and encodes 1130 amino acids. The transcript is spliced from 5 exons. The record is from RefSeq and is a predicted model, not a curated record.
CACGGUCGACUGGAGUAAUCACACAUACGAGCGACGACAACGACGACAAGCUGUUCAUCGGCGACUACGACGGCGAAUACGGAAGCUUCAGGAUUCUGUCAUGAAUAAAAAUCCUUUCAUACCGCAACCGACAUACAACCCACCGCAACCACCACUUCCUCCAGGACCACCGCCUGCUGCACCUCCAGAUUAUUCCGCUUAUUGGGUAGCUGCAGCUCAGCAGCAGCAACAGCAGCAACAAGCGACUCCAGCCUACACUCCAGCAUGGUCUGCUCCUCAACAGCCUCCAAGACCGCCCCCUGAACAAAGUGCUUUGUAUGCAAACUACGGCUAUGGUGGUCAGGGCAUGCACUGGCAGCAGAGACAUAGUCAACAACAGUAUCAACCACCACCGCCUGUGAUCCAACCACCGCCACCUCCACCUCAACAACAGUACAAUCCGUAUCAACCAUCCGUUGGCUAUCAGCAACCGUAUGUCCCUCAACCCCAACAGCCAAUCGUAGCCCAACAGCAGCCUGCGUACCCGCAUGUGACACAAACAAUGGCCCCUCCGCAACAGUAUUUUCCUCAACAACAGCCACAGCCCCAGCAGCAGCCUCGACAUAAUCAUGGUCUUCAUCACACCCCACCCCAACAUCUUCCUCCUGCCAAACGCCAACGGUUUGAUGGCCCGAACCAACAUCACGGUCAGAACCGACAACUUGGGGCACCCCCUCCUCAGCCUCAGUUUCAACCACCUCCCGCGCCGCCGGGGAAUGUGGAAACAGAGGUGGCAUUGGUGGAAGAGGAGGCAACUAUGAACUCCGGAAGAGGUAGAGGUGCAGUUAUGAGCGGAAACCGGGGAGGGUUAACCGGACAACGUGGCGGCAGAGGUGGCGGCAUGUUCGUGAAUAGUGGCAGCGGACGAGGUGGCGUCGCUACUCAACAAAAUUCUCUACGUGGACACGGCUCGAGAGGAGGCUUUAACAAGGACUUUCACAAUCGUAGAGGAGGUGGGUCGUUCAAUACCGGACAUCAGCACCAUCAAAACAAUGCUGCGUUCCGUGGACGAGGACAAGGACAUACUUCAGGUCGUGCAGGCCGUCAGGAUGGUAGUACAAAUUUUGGAAACCGUGAUGCAUCGCAAUUUGCAAGCAGCGGUAAGAAGGACGAAAAUCGGCGCACGCUCACUGACUUUAAAAUUGUGGGCCUCGAGAUGCCUGAACUUGGAUGGACGUGGGGAGUGCUACCAUCGCCUAUCAAGGCUGAAGAAAAAGAGGUCGCUGCUUCUCUUUUGGAAUCCUCACAAGAGCAAGUUAAGGAUGAAGACAUGCAUGCUGGUGCCGCGACAUCAGAACCCGCACCGACAGACGCGGCAGAUACGAAGCCAGAUACUUCCUAUCAGGAGCAGUCGUCCUCGUUGACGACGCCUCCACCCUCUCGCAUCCGCAUUUAUUUUCACACUCCUGUUUCUCCUGAUGACUCGCAUCCAAUUCCGCACAAUGCUUCGUAUAUUGCACCUCCAGACAUGCGUAAAGGCAAGCGCAAGAAGCUUGAGGAUGAUGAUGGCGAUGCAGAGGAAGGUCGAGAAAGACCGCCUCCUCCUCGCAGCAGCCAGGUGGACGAUAACACCAGUGUUGACUUGGAUGGAGUGGGCCGCGGAAGCGCAGCGCCCAGUGUGGCAGAAACUGCCAGUGAAGGUGAUUGGCUCAUGGCCGCUAUCGCUGAGGAUGAAGGCGAUGUAGGCGCCGAUGCCGACGCAGCUACUACUGUUGAUGACAUGGAUGAAGAGGAGAGCCAUGCUGCAAGUGUUCUCCAUUUCGUUCCUGCUACAAGUACUUUUCUCAAUGGGAAUGGCUCCCAUAGUACUGAGAUGGACGGAAUUGCCUCUUCAGGAGGUGUUCAUGAGCAGUCUGAUGGCUCACAUACCGGGGACAAUCAUGAUGUUGUCCUGGAUGUUGAAGGGGUCAAGCCAUCAGCGUCCCCAGAUGUCGCUGCUGUUGACCUUGGUGUAAACCACGGUAGUGCUGCUGCGAUACAGCCGAACGUGGACAUAUUGGUUUCUGCACCUGAAGAGGGUGGUGAUGCUUCGCCAACCACCCAGCCUGUUGAUGAUGAAAAUGUUGAUAGGCUCUUUGAUGCAUCAGCUACUCUAGCUGAUCCUUCUCAUGCUAUUUAUUUGAGCUCUUCCUUUGACACGAGUUCUUCUACUGGUCGUGGUUCUCCUCCUGUUGUUCAGUCUGAUAUGCCUCAUAGCGAGAAACAGUCUACUGAUGAUGCUGGGUACCUUGAUACGCAGGUAUCCGACAUGCAGACUUCCGACCCGAAGCCCCUUCAAGCAGAGGCGUCACUCACGUCAACAAUUCUCGACGAGGAUAUGGGUGUUGGCACAUACUCAGAAGAGCAAGUUGUCUUAGAGCUUACCGGCGAAAUUUCGGUCGAGCACGAAGAAGUCGCUAUGCACACCAAAGUUGCCAACGAACCUGCGGAUCAAGAGCACCUUCCUGAGCCCCCUGCCUCUCCUACUUCAAAUACAUUGUUGUCAACCUCUUCUGGUUCAACAUAUGGCGAACCGUCGCACCCUCCAGCAAGUACGGUAGUCUCGAAAGGUGGCCGAGUGCCAUCUGCAAACCGCCUGUCAAUAUCUUAUGCUGCCGGCAGCAGGCGUUUGGUCGUAGACGCAGAAGUGGUCGAAUACUUGAAGGUUUACAGAUCUGAGGGUCGAAUUGAAGUCCACAUAUCCCUCGAUAAAGGUAGCGAUGAUGGCCUGAAGGGCGUUUUGAUCGAAGGACUUUCUGAUGCGACAAAAUCAUAUUCUCCUUUACCGACGCUUUCUGAAGCGUCCAGCACUGACGAGACCCUACCUUCCUUCUCGAAGGCCACGCUACCUUCAAAGAUCACUUUAAUGGUCCAUCUUGAUACUGAGCGUCCAUUGUCGGAACCUAAGUGGGUUAAAUCGGGCGAUGUCCAGGAGUGGCUAAAGAGCAUGUUUGGAAGAAUGUUCUGGGUAGCAGGAGAUGCUGCUGAUGGGUGGGAAAAAAAGAUCGCGGUUGUAGAUCCUGACCCAGCUCCGACGAUCUGGACAGUACUGGAUGGGUGGGCAGUCAACUCCCCUGUUGGUGUUCCCACAGAACGACAGCGCUUCGUGAAGACACAUUUGACUGAGGUAGAUAACAUGAUGGAGAUUCUUCUCAGGUUGGUCAGAGGCGAGCGCGCCACCCCCUUUUCCCAAUCUACGCCUGCAAUAUCGGCUCCAAGCGUGUCGGGGCCACUUUUGGCUGCUCUUUCACAGUCUUCGUCGCACGGUGCCCAGCAGACGCACGUAUCGUUGGCGGUGCUAGCGUUGUUCCACUUGUCGGUGGAUUUUGCGCGGAAGGCUUCUGGUGAGAAGGGAAAGGCAGAGGCAGAGGAAAAGAUGAGUGAGAUAAUUCGAUGUCUGCCAUCCCACCUAUUAUACAAGAGUCUGGACGGAAUGUUCAAGGAAUGGAGAGCGGACAAGAAGGGAAGCCGUUGACAGUGACUCAUAGAUAUCGCCUUUUGAGCAUUCUUUAUUUUGUACCAAGCGUUAAGUUAAAGUUGUUACAAGGGUACAUUUAUACUU